This is a messenger RNA of Mercurialis annua (annual mercury), 975 nucleotides long. RefSeq names its product N-alpha-acetyltransferase MAK3. NCBI's taxonomy places the organism in Eukaryota, Viridiplantae, Streptophyta, Magnoliopsida, Malpighiales, Euphorbiaceae. The coding region runs from base 178 to 801 and encodes 207 amino acids. Gene Ontology annotation, molecular function: protein-N-terminal amino-acid acetyltransferase activity. The transcript is spliced from 4 exons. The record is from RefSeq and is a predicted model, not a curated record. Gene Ontology annotation, biological process: N-terminal peptidyl-methionine acetylation. Gene Ontology annotation, cellular component: NatC complex.
UCCAAUCAGUCUCACUCUGGACAUUCACAGUGUUGUAGUGUAUGUCCUUAGCGAUUAUCGCUCCCGCUCCAGCCCAAACAACUGACCACCGCUCCGCCGUCGCCUAAGCCGCCACCUCCGCCUCAAGGCCAAGACCUCGCCGCCUCCUUCUGUAGAAAAACAGUCACAGCAUAAGAAAUGGAUAAAACUAAAGAAAUGGACAAAGAAACGGAAAACAAGGAAGAAUUCGAUGCAUCAGAGGUAGAAUACGUAAGCUACGGCGGCGAGCAUCACUUACCGUUAAUUAUGAACCUCGUCGAUCAAGAACUCAGCGAACCGUACUCUAUUUUCACUUACCGUUACUUCGUAUACUUAUGGCCUCAGCUCUCAUUUCUGGCUUUUCAUAAAGGUAAAUGCAUAGGGACGGUGGUUUGCAAGAUGGGAGAGCAUAGGAACACAACGUUUAGAGGCUACAUUGCUAUGUUAGUUGUUAUUAACUCUUAUAGAGGAAAAGGCAUUGCUACUGAACUUGUUACUCGGUCGAUUAAAGUGAUGAUGGAUUCGGGAUGCGAAGAGGUGACAUUAGAAGCAGAAGUCACAAAUAAAGGAGCACUUGCAUUAUACGGUCGUCUUGGGUUUAUUAGAGCGAAACGGUUGUUUCAUUACUAUUUAAACGGUGUUGAUGCAUUUCGCCUGAAGCUACUAUUCCCCCAACCGGAGAUACACCCGGCACUAACUAUGGCAGCCCAAAUAGAAGAUAGUCAUAGACAUAUUGAUCAUCUACCAGGGGGAGAAUGUUGUGGAAUUCAUCGCGAUUUUUAGUUUAGCAAACAUCGAAUAUGGAAGUUUUAUGCCCUCUUCUUUUCGCUGGAUAUUUUUUCAUACCAAGUUAAACUGAAAGCUAUCUUGUUCUCACUAUGAAACCAUUACAUGAUCUAGUUAGAGAUGUAUGUAUUCAUCUUUCAGAUUAUGAUAAACUUUCCUAUUUUUCUUUAA